AUGAAGAAGACAUUCCAACUAUUACUCACCAUUCUAACUUUCUUCAUCAUUCUUGAGCUAGGUUUUAUUGGGGAAUAUGCAACAAGCCAACAAAGAAGACCAGAACAAUGUUAUGUUAAUAUUCCAAACAAAUCCGGAAAAUGCGUUCCUGCAGAAUGUAAAGCUGCGUGUACGAAGAUGCACAAGGUCAGUGCAAGUAUUUGCCUACCUCCUGGGACGUGCCACUGCUAUUAUUUUUGCUCUUAA
Molecule: messenger RNA, 246 nt
Organism: Camelina sativa (false flax)
Lineage: Eukaryota; Viridiplantae; Streptophyta; Magnoliopsida; Brassicales; Brassicaceae
Source: RefSeq, a predicted model, not a curated record